Messenger RNA from Exserohilum turcica Et28A, 450 nucleotides. RefSeq lists its product as uncharacterized. The record is from RefSeq and is a predicted model, not a curated record. The coding region runs from base 1 to 450 and encodes 149 amino acids. NCBI's taxonomy places the organism in Eukaryota, Fungi, Ascomycota, Dothideomycetes, Pleosporales, Pleosporaceae. Gene Ontology annotation, molecular function: DNA binding. The transcript has a single exon.
AUGACAGCUAUCGAAAAAGCGCUUGCGGCAAUCAAUUCGCAAGGUCCAGAAGGACAAAUCUCGUACCGUGCAGCUGCAAAAAUAUAUGGUGUUGCGGCAUCAACUUUGACGCGUCGCCACCAAAACAAAACGCGGUCGCGUGCAGCCGCUGCACACCCACGACGACUACUCUCACCACAACAAGAGAAAUACCUUGUCCAGCACAUAGAAAAACUCUCUGAGCGUAGUACUCCACCGUCCCGAGAGAUGAUUAAAAAAUAUGUUGCCAAUAUUGCAAAAAGACAGCCAUCUAACAGCUGGGUUACAAGAUUUCUUCGGCGGAACAGAGAGAAAAUUAUUACCAGAAACACCGCCGGCAUCGACCAAAACCGCAAAAAAGCUGACGAUUUUGAAGAUUACCAUAAUUACUUCCGUCUACUGCACGAUUAUAUCGAGAAAUACGAUAUCUAG